AUGUCUCUCAGCUCGAGCAUUGUGGCGGCUCCGUCUGCCUCGGCCUCCGUCUCCGCCUCUAUCGCGGCAGUUAGUGCGGGGUCUGUCGCAGCCAAUAUCCUGGUUAUCGCCCGAGACACUGCCUCGGCCAAUGUUGCGUCCUCUGGACUUAACGCCUAUGGCAUUCCCUUCACCACCCUUCUGGUUCCGCAGUCGGGAACCAGCCUGCCCGCACUCAACACUACCACCGGAGGAAACUUCGGAGGUAUUGUCGUUGCCAGCGAGGUCAGCUACGACUAUGGCAGCGCGGGCUUCCAGAGUGCGUUGACUACCGACCAGUGGAACCAACUGUAUGCCUACCAGUUGGCGUAUGGUGUGCGCAUGGUACAGUACGACGUCUACCCGGGGCCCAACUAUGGUGCCAGUGCCGUUGGAGGCGGGUGCUGUGACACCGGUGUGGAACAAUUGGUUUCGUUUUCCGAUAUCAGCGACUUUCCCACUUCGGGCCUGAAGACGGGUGCUGGUGUCAGCACCAGUGGUCUUUGGCACUACCCGGCCACCAUCAGCGACACCGAAACGACCAAGCAGAUUGCCUCGUUUGCCUCCAACUCAGUCGUGUCCAGUGACACGACUGCUGCAGUGAUCAACAACUUCUCUGGCCGUGAACAAAUGGCAUUCUUCAUUUCCUUCGAUACGACCUGGAGUGCUACCUCCAACUACUUGCAGCACGCUUGGAUUGCCUGGCUUACACGCGGUCUCUAUGCUGGAUACCGUCGUGUCAACUUGAACACUCAGAUCGAUGACAUGUUCCUUGAGACGGACAUCUACUAUCCCAAUGGAACCACCUUCCGUAUUACCGCCUCGGACUUGGAGGGCAUCACCAGCUGGGUGACCCAGAUCAACGCCAAGAUGAACGCUGGUAGCAACUACUAUGUCGAGGUUGGUCACAACGGCAAUGGCAACAUCGAGGCUUCCGCCAACACUGGUGAUGCCGGUUAUGAUGCCUGCAAAGGCGGUGGUAUCGAAUAUGACUCCCCCCCUGACACUCCCUUGGAGUUUCAGAAGCCUCUGGGGACCGGUACCGAUCUCUGGCCCUCCACCCCAACCAAGUAUGACUGGACGAGCGCCUGCACUAAGCUUGAUUCCCUUUUGAACUGGUGGACCACUUCUGCCAACUUGAAUGCCUGGGGCCACAUCUCCCACACUUUCACCCACGAGGAGCAGAACAACUCGACCUACUCUGAUGUCUUCAAGGAGAUCUCCUUCAACCAGGCCUGGCUCAAGCAGGUCGGCAUUGAUGCUGCCCAGCACUUCACCUCGAACGGUAUCAUCCCCCCAGCCAUCACCGGACUGCACAACGGCGAUGCUCUUCAGGCUUGGUGGGACAACGGCAUCACCAACUGUGUCGGUGACAACACCCGCCCGGUGCUCCUCAACACUGAGAACGCGAUGUGGCCGUACUUCACCACCAUUGCCGCAAAUGGCUUCGCCGGUAUGCAGGUCAACCCGCGCUGGGCUACCCGUAUCUACUACAACUGCGACACCCCGGCUUGCACUGUGCAGGAAUGGAUUGAUACCUCUGCUGGUAGCGGCGACUUCAACACUCUGCUGGCAGUUGAGGAGGCGGACACCAUGCGUCACCUGUUCGGUCUUUACCACGACCCCUACAUGUUUCACCAGGCCAACCUUCGCAACGCGGACGUGACCGCCAUCACUGUCAACGGCGUGACGGCGAAGUACUCCAUCUUCCAGGCUUGGGUUGAGACCGUGGUGCAGGAAUUCGUGCGCUUGGUCGACUGGCCCCUUGUUACUCUGAAGCACCAGGAUAUGUCUGCUGGCUUCCUCGCUCGUUACAACCGCGACAAGUGCGGCUACUCUAUGAGUUACGCGAUCUCGAACAAGAAGAUCACGGCCGUGACCGUGUCCGCCUCCGGCAACACGUGCAGCGAGCCCAUUCCCGUCACCUUCCCCGUUGCGCCCACCAGCACGCAGGGAUUCACCACGGAGCAGCUGGGCAGCGACCCGCUGACUGUGUGGGUGAAGCUCUCGGGCUCGCCGGUGACCUUCACUCUCUCCACCCCGAUGGCGCUGUAA
Aspergillus homomorphus CBS 101889 is the source of this 2073-nucleotide messenger RNA. It is a transcript of the gene agd3, whose product is annotated as putative extracellular serine-rich protein. The transcript is spliced from 2 exons. NCBI's taxonomy places the organism in Eukaryota, Fungi, Ascomycota, Eurotiomycetes, Eurotiales, Aspergillaceae. The record is from RefSeq and is a predicted model, not a curated record. Bases 1 to 2073 code for a protein of 690 amino acids.